Messenger RNA from Colletotrichum chrysophilum, 3060 nucleotides. RefSeq lists its product as uncharacterized. NCBI's taxonomy places the organism in Eukaryota, Fungi, Ascomycota, Sordariomycetes, Glomerellales, Glomerellaceae. Bases 1 to 3060 code for a protein of 1019 amino acids. The transcript is spliced from 4 exons. The record is from RefSeq and is a predicted model, not a curated record.
AUGUCGGCAGGGCCAGGACCACCCAAAUCGCCAGCUCCGCAUCCACCACGACGGGGACACAGCGUUACCGCCGGACGGCUGACCCGGUACAGGAACCUGCGGGAGCACAAGAGCGUGCUGGACUUUGGCCGAGACUGGAGGGACUGGGACGUGGACAUUUUUCAGGAUGACGACACUGUGUCGAGUGCCACGACGGAAACGGGCACCGCGACAAGCAUUAGCAUUUGCAUCGGGAUCGCCGUCGAUGACGAGCAGCAGACGACAGAACAGCAGCAACUGGCGACGGCAGCGGCACAAACACCAGCCAGGAAUACGCAGCAGCAGCAGCAGCAGCAGCAGCGCGGCCAGACGACGCCCUCUUCCGCGGCAAGACGGCGGACGGCACCGGCACUCACGCUCCAACCACCGCCGCAGACCCCGCUGCAGUUGUCGCGCCCACAGUCGCAUUGGCAGUGGCCCGAUGUUGGUGUUGGUGUUGGUUUUGGUGCAUUUGAAGACGACGACUACGACGACGAGGCAUCCCCCUCCUUUCUCGGACGCGGCACCGCCAGCUGCUACUAUGCUUCGAGGUCUAACCUGAACGAUUACCACCCGUAUUCUUCUAGCACGGAAGCAGCAGAAGCAAGCGUCACAGCGCCGCCGUGUCCCGAGUCUCCUGUGCGGUUCAGCUACCCCAACAGACGGCGGCCAAAAACAGCCCCCAAUGCGGCCGAGAGCCCCUUGCAGGGGGGAUCAGCAGCAGCAGCAGCAGCACCACCACCACCACCACCAACUGCACCACCGCCGAAUGUACCACCUCCUCCUCCUCCUCCGAAUUUCCUGCCGCCUCCUCUUCCGUUAGCCGCAAGGGUAGCACGCGACUCUCUGCCGCCUCCUUUACCCCAGCUGAGGCCUCGCUCGCACAACCCGAUCCUCGUUUCCAACUCCUCGUCAUGCGCCGACCUCAAGCUCUCUGCACGAGCUGACCACGCCCGCUCCCAAAUCAUCACCAAACUCAACCUCCACCCCGUACCCAGCAGAGAACAGCUCAGAGACGCAGAGUGGGAGAAGCACCGCCAGCAGCAACAUCAGCUCCAACAGCAGAUUGAACAGGAGGAGGAAGACGAUCGCCGGCGCAAGGACCAGGAACAGGAGGAGGCCACCCGCUGGGCCGAAGAAGUCGCCCGUCUCGAAGCAGAGACUGAUCGCAUCUUGGCAGAACAGAAGAGGAAGGAUCUUGCAAGACUUCAGGCUCAAUUAGCCGCUGUUCCCGACCCCCCGCCCCGACGAUCCCCCAUCGUCAACAAGUUCGCCUUCUUUCUUAGAAAAAGUCGCAAGUCCGACUCUGCUACGCUCACAAAGUCCCCUCCCACAUACUUUCAGCCACUUUCGCUCGAUUGCCGGCCAGUCAGCGUCAUGGAUCCCACACGCUUCAUUCAGGCCGGCGGAGGCGGCAUCGUCCCCCAGACCGAUGCCCCCAUCACAGCCAGCAAUGCUGGCGAACGUCGAGUGACAAUUCGAUGCAUGCAGUCGUCCAUCAGCCUGCCCGUCACCCCCGAGACGACUCCCAUGGAAAUCUUAUAUUCGGCCGCCAACCUCAUGACCCAGAACAUCAACCCGCAAACCAGCAUUGUCAUGGAGUGCUACUUUGCUUUUGGCCUGGAGCGUCGGCUUAGGCGAUAUGAGAGGGUGAGAGAUGUCUUGAAUUCCUGGGACCGUGACAGCCAGCAUUGCCUUCUCAUCAUCCCUGGAGACUCUGUCGACAAGAACCCCGAUCUGAACGUCGAGGUCGUGCCCCGCACCAUCGACCCCCCGGCCGGUCUGAUCAACUUUUUGAUGUACCACUCUUCGCGACCCGGGAAAUGGAACAAACGGUACAUCACUCUCAAAGAGGAUGGGCAGGUGUUUUCCGCCAAGAAGAAGGAUGCCAAGGUCUCGGACAAGGAUUCGCUUUCACUGUGUCAUCUUUCGGAUUUUGACCUCUACUCAGUCACAGAGAAGGACAUGUUGAAGCAAAUCAGAGCACCCAAGAAGAACACAUUUGCCGUGAAGAGUCAACAAAAGUCCAGCGUUUUCCAAAACACCGAAAACUUUAUCCACUUCUUCUCGACCGAUGACGCUAGACUCGCUGAGGACUUUAAGAGAGUCCUACACUCAUGGCGCAGUUGGUAUCUGGUCAACAAGAAGGUUGAUUUGAGCAAGCCAAAGAAGACGUCGCGCAGCCCGAACGAGAAGCCCUCGAGUGGUCUCGCCAGAAGCGGGACCCUGCACCGACUCAAAGUAUCGGUAGACGAGACUCCAUACACGAUUGGAACAUUCUCUCCGCUCCUGGAUAUGGAAAAGCUCGAAAAGUCCAUCGACGAUAUUGGCAGGGAGCCUGAGAAGCACUCAAUGUGGCCGGCAGAGCAGCUCUCUGUUCCGAAGCAGCAAAAGGUCGUCUCUCGUUCAAGGACUACGCCCAACCUUGCUUCUCCGAUGCCGAGGAAGCAUAUUGAUCCAUUUGCCAGGGACCAGGAAUUCAGAAACAGUGGCUUGCUGGGGCGCGCGUAUGAAGGACGAAAGCAGCAGGCUGAGAAGAACGCGGCAGCUGCAGCUCACGAAGAUCUCUCGCCCGACAGCCCUUUUACUGGGGGACUACUCACCAACUACCCAGAGCCUGAGAUGCAGACGUCCGGGCAGCUGAGCGGGAUGCCCGCGAGAAGAGGUACGCCGGUCCCGCCCUCCCGUCGCUCGUCCAACUACGUCAGCACGCCCGACAACAUCGGACGGACCGUCCCAGAGGAAGCCAGGGAUGCCUCAGCCUCUGGUCGACCUAACGCCCAAGGUCCCAGACUUGCCUGCCGCUUGGCGAGAGGGUCACGGGCGUGGAAUCAAGGCGCCAACAGGCACGCCUUUGAUUCAGAUGGCUACGGGCUGGGAAAACUCGCCGGAUACCACAAUGGCACCGCAACUGCCAACCGUAACUCGCAUGGGGACGACCAAAGCGUACCCGCCUCAGCGCAUGGCUUCGCAGUCGGCGGCCUCAAGACCGAGGAGUCGCUCGACGGCUGGUGGCGCACCCGUCCGCCGAGUCGUGUCUAA